Molecule: messenger RNA, 387 nt
Organism: Stegodyphus dumicola
Lineage: Eukaryota; Metazoa; Arthropoda; Arachnida; Araneae; Eresidae
Product: protein GVQW3-like
Source: RefSeq, a predicted model, not a curated record
AUGCAAGCGGGGCACUUUCCUGGAAGUUGUGUUUUUGAGCGGUACAAAAGGUUUCGUGAAGGCGGAAAUUCAGUGCAAGACGAUCCCAAAGCUGUUCUCACGUCUACAGCACAUACCGAUGCAAACGUGGAGCGUGUAAGGCAGUUAUUGCAAGAAGACCGCUGUGUAACUGUGCGUAGGAUAUCAGAAGAACUGAAUUUGAAUCGUGAUUUUUAUCAUAAGAUUUUACGCGAAGAUUUAGGGAAACGGAAACUUAAUGCAAGAAUCGUCCCUCACUCACUGACAGAUGAACAGAAAGAGGAAAGACGAAGAAUUUCUGCUAAACUAUUGGGUAGAGCCAGACGUGAUCCCACAUUUGUGUUAAAGAUUAUUUCCGUGUUUCCAUGA